Messenger RNA from Exserohilum turcica Et28A, 615 nucleotides. RefSeq lists its product as uncharacterized. The record is from RefSeq and is a predicted model, not a curated record. Lineage: Eukaryota; Fungi; Ascomycota; Dothideomycetes; Pleosporales; Pleosporaceae. The coding region runs from base 1 to 615 and encodes 204 amino acids. The transcript has a single exon.
AUGGCUGACAGCCGCGUCCGGGUCUCAGGAGAUGGCGAUGGACAAGUUGCUAUUCUGGAUUGUGGCCUGGCGUGUUUUGGCGUAGAUGCAAGAUUGCCCAGGGCAUCGGCUAGUAGAGACGACGGGUAUGUUGCCGUACAGUGCCGCUGUCCGCGUGAAACAAGCGGGCGGUAUAGGCCAGUGAAUGGUGGAGGAUGUGCAGAGGUUGGCGAGGCGAGCGUGUGUCCCUGGCGCCAAGACAGGGAUGCGCGGACUAGCGUGCAAGGCGGCAAGUCGAGGUGCGACGGGCCUGAAACGCCAGGCCAUCGACAGGCCCUCGUUGGCCGUUUCUGGAGAUGCCGUCGUCUGCCAGCGCUUCGGCUCCACACGCAGUCCAGGGCGUCGUCAUUCGCCGCCGCCGCCCGGAGAACACGUCGAUUCUGGAUAAAGACACAAGCCCUGCGGAUUGCUUUGCCGCUGCGCGCCCAAGGACACGCCGUCCGAGUCACAGAGGCUGAGGGCAGUUCACUCGACCACCACGCCCGCCUACGUCUGGCCCUCGUCGACGGUGUCGCUCACACGGUGGCAAAGGCGCGUUGUAUCGUGUGUGUCAAGGCCAUGCACGACCGUGGAUGA